CUUUCCAAAUCUUUAACUCCCUGGGAUGUCCUGCUCAGUUUGAUAGCAGCUGCCACACACGACUUGGAUCACCCAGGCGUUAACCAACCUUUCCUAAUUAAAACAAACCAUUACUUAGCAACUUUAUAUAAGAAUACCUCAGUACUGGAGAACCAUCACUGGAGAUCAGCAGUGGGGUUGCUGAGAGAGUCGGGUUUAUUUGCACACAUGUCCUUAGAAAACAGGCAGUUGAUGGAAAGCCAGAUCGGUGAUCUCAUUCUUGCCACAGACAUCAGUCAGCAAAAUGAGUAUCUGUCCAUGUUUCGAUCCCAUUUGGAUAGAGGAGACCUAUGUUUGGAGAACGCGAACCACCGUCACUUCAUCUUACAGAUGGCUCUGAAGUGCGCGGACAUCUGUAAUCCAUGCCGGACGUGGGAGCUGAGCAAGCAGUGGAGCGAAAAAGUAACAGAGGAGUUCUUCCAUCAAGGCCA
Eurypyga helias (sunbittern) is the source of this 470-nucleotide messenger RNA. Its product is annotated as high affinity cAMP-specific 3',5'-cyclic phosphodiesterase 7A-like. The annotation marks the transcript as partial. The transcript is spliced from 4 exons. Gene Ontology annotation, molecular function: 3',5'-cyclic-AMP phosphodiesterase activity. NCBI's taxonomy places the organism in Eukaryota, Metazoa, Chordata, Aves, Eurypygiformes, Eurypygidae. The record is from RefSeq and is a predicted model, not a curated record.